Asparagus officinalis (garden asparagus) is the source of this 1075-nucleotide messenger RNA. Its product is annotated as 40S ribosomal protein SA-like. The record is from RefSeq and is a predicted model, not a curated record. The transcript is spliced from 3 exons. NCBI's taxonomy places the organism in Eukaryota, Viridiplantae, Streptophyta, Magnoliopsida, Asparagales, Asparagaceae. Bases 272 to 505 code for a protein of 77 amino acids.
ACAAUUUUAGGAGAAUGUCAUUAUUUGGAAAACAAACUAUAAUUUUAUAUGGUGUUAUAUCUCAACAUUUUCAUUGUAAUUACUCAGGUAUCUACUGUUGGGUAACAUCUACAUCAUCAAUCUCGAAAAAACUUGGGAGUAACUUCAGCUUGUUGCCCGGGUUAUUGUCGCCAUUGAGAACCCCCAAGAUAUAAUUGUGCAAUCUGCAAGGCCAUAUGGCCAGAGAUAUGUCCUGAAGUUUGCACAAUACACCUGCUCUCAGAUUACGCUCAUGGUUGAUCUGUUCUUCUAUAGAGAACCUGAAGAGGCCAAGGAACAGGAAGAAGCAGAGGCUCCGGUGGCUCCUGAUUAUGGUGCUGUGGCUGAGUUCAUAGGCAUGGGUAUGGCUACCAGUGGACUUCUGACCAAUGGGCAGACAUGGGAGCUGGUGCCCCUGUCUCUUCAGUUCCUGCUGGUGACUGGACUGCUGUUCCAGAAUGCCACUGAUGGCAGCCAACACGGUUAAAGGAUAUCCCUCCCUUGUUUAAAAGAAAUGUUGUUGUUGAUGCUUGCUUAAUAUCCUAACAAGGCUCAUGUUCAUACCCCGGUAGAUUUGUUUAUUUACUAGUAUUUCUUGAUGGAUGAUUAAACCUAUUACUAAUUGAUAAUAUCCAAGUAUUGUUCUCCUGAAACGAUCUUUUUUGAUAUAUUGAUAAAUUUGUUUCUGUUCUUCUUUCCCCCUUUUUGUGAAUAGCUCUAGUAGUAGUUGAUGGAUGGGAUGCCGCUCUUGCUCCUCCAGCAGAAGGUCCUGUUGCUGUUGCUUCUGUCGUACCUGUCGGUGGCUGGGAAGCUUCACCCCCUGCUACUACAGGCUGGGAAUAGAUCUUUAGUUAUCAUGGUGAAUUGGGGUCUGGAUUUAUAAAGAUCGUUUAGAUGUUGCGUGAAAAUUGUUAUUGUUUAUUAAGUUUUCGACUUUUAGGCUGCUGAACUGUUUUUACUCCUUUAUUAGUUGUACCUUUUCUCUUUCUUUUUCUCUUGAAAACAUGGAUGAGAGUAAAUUUUGUUAUAUUUGACAUCAUGGUUGUCUUCAUGUGUA